CGCGCCUAUUAAAGCCGCGGCGGGCGGCACCGCGCGCGCGGAGCGUGACGGCGGCGGGCGGCUCGUGGGGCUCCGUCUGUGGCGCGCGGCCCGCCCGCUCUCUCAGGUACCUGGUGAGGUGACAGCUUUGAGCUACAGCUAUGGCAUCCAACAAGAUGUGGUGCACCGUUGCCCUUGGAUUUCUGCUGCCUUUUUCUUUUGCCCAUACGGACUUCUUCACCUCAAUUGGCCAUAUGACAGACUUAAUUAACACAGAGAAAGAUCUGGUGAUAUCACUGAAAGAUUACAUCAAGGCAGAAGAAAGCAAGCUGGAACAGAUCAAAAAAUGGGCAGAGAAAUUGGAUAAGUUGACAGAUACUGCUACGAAAGACCCCGAAGGUUUUUUGGGACAUCCUGUAAAUGCAUUCAAGCUGAUGAAACGGCUUAACACAGAGUGGGGCGAACUGGAGAGCCUGGUUCUGAAGGACAUGUCGGAUGGCUUCAUCUCCAACAUGACGAUCCAGCGGCAGUUUUUUCCGAACGAUGAAGAUCAGACUGGUGCAGCAAAAGCCCUCUUGCGGCUUCAAGACACGUACAAUUUGGAUACAGACACCCUCUCAAGAGGGAAUCUUCCAGGGGUAAAGCACAAAUCCUUUUUAACAGCUGAAGAUUGCUUUGAGCUGGGAAAGAUUGCGUACACAGAGGCUGAUUACUACCACACUGAGCUCUGGAUGGAGCAAGCUCUGAAACAGCUGGAUGAGGGAGAAGUGUCUUCUGCAGAUAAAGUCUAUAUUCUGGACUACCUGAGUUAUGCUGUGUAUCAGCAGGGGGAUCUGAGCAAAGCAAUGAUGCUCACCAAGCGCCUUCUCGAACUGGAUCCUGAGCAUCAAAGAGCAAACGGAAACAUGAAGUAUUUUGAAUAUAUCAUGGCCAAAGAAAAGGAAGCCAAUAAGUCCAGUACAGAUGCAGAAGACCAGACAGAGAAGGAAACUGAGUUUAAGAAAAAGGAUUACCUGCCUGAGCGAAGGAAGUACGAAAUGCUGUGCCGUGGGGAGGGUCUCAAAAUGACUCCUCGGAGACAAAAAAGACUGUUCUGCCGCUACUACGAUGGAAACAGGAAUCCUAGAUACAUUCUGGGCCCUGUCAAACAGGAAGAUGAGUGGGACAAGCCUCGAAUUGUUCGCUUUCUUGAUAUCAUUUCUGAUGAAGAGAUUGAAACUGUGAAAGAACUAGCAAAGCCAAGGCUGAGCCGUGCUACUGUUCAUGACCCCGAGACUGGGAAACUGACCACAGCACAUUACAGAGUCUCUAAGAGUGCUUGGUUGUCUGGAUAUGAAAGCCCUGUGGUAUCUCGCAUUAACACCAGGAUACAGGACUUAACAGGGCUCGAUGUCUCCACAGCAGAGGAACUUCAGGUAGCCAACUACGGAGUAGGAGGCCAAUAUGAGCCUCAUUUUGAUUUUGGAAGGAAAGACGAACCAGAUGCUUUUAAAGAAUUGGGAACAGGCAACAGAAUUGCUACAUGGUUGUUUUAUAUGAGUGACGUGUCAGCAGGGGGAGCUACCGUCUUUCCUGAAGUAGGAGCAAGCGUUUGGCCUAGAAAGGGAACAGCUGUAUUCUGGUACAAUCUCUUUCCAAGUGGAGAAGGAGAUUACAGCACACGGCACGCAGCCUGCCCAGUACUAGUUGGAAACAAAUGGGUGUCCAAUAAAUGGCUCCACGAGCGGGGACAGGAAUUCCGAAGGCCGUGCACGUUAUCAGAGUUGGAGUGAUGCAGAUUCGUCCUUCUCCUCUGUAUUCAGUUUGUGUAAAAUGCACACAUCUCCUACAGUUUACAGUUGACUAACACUCCACUACAGAUUCAGUCUUCAACUACACCAGUGUUUCAUCUGUGGACAAAAAACCCCACGCUUUCAGUUCCUUCUAAAAUAUCCCUUUUAAGGUUUUAUAAACAGAUUAUAUUGAGUUUAAGGUCUCUGAGUGUUACAGGAAAAAAGAAGAGAACAAAUUACAGAUGAGGGCUACAACCAAGAGUGGUGUUGUGUGAUGUUCCUUCACCAUAGCCCCUCUGAGCAGCCACUGCUCGCUUGCUUUGGGCUCACUGCAACUGUCUGUUGCCCGAUGAUACAGUGGGAGGGCUCCUUUCGAAGGAAGGCUGAAUUAAAGCAGUUCCUGUUCUAUUUUCAGACAUCUGGCUCCUUGCUUUUCUAGAGUGCAUGAAAACUGUGGCUGUGGUUUGUCUUCAUGUGGGAAAGAGCCUGUUAUCUGUUGCGGCCUGUUUUCCAACUCCAUAAAAGCCCAAAUUUUUGGUCAGUCUUCCUUCUUAGCUUUUAUGGUGAAUUUGGCUCUUCACCAUGAAAACAUGAGCCAGCAGUUGCACAUGCAUCAAUGAAAUGCUUCAGCAGUGUUACGUCAAACACAUGCCUGCAUCAGAGCAGCCUGACAGUGAGCAGAGCCUAUCUCCUCUGUUUUUUUUCUCUAUUGUUUGUCCACAUCAAAAGAAACAAAUGCUGCUUUUAUUCUGUCCUAGUGGUAAACACAUCUGUUCCUUGGGCAGUGGGGAUGGGAAUGUUUCCGUCUUCAUUACUAGCAGUAAUUGUGCCUUUGGACACUGGAAUUUCAAAUUGGUUAUGAGACUUCAGGUGAGGAGGUAACACACUUGUCACAGAAUGCUCUCCACCCCUGUCCUCCCAGUUCUCAAGUUCUGUGAGAAAUUGAUGGCCUAUUUAUAAUCCUAGAUCCUUUUUAGAUUGCUUUUUCUUUUGCAGAUGUUUUUGCUGCUCUGGGUGCUGCGUGCAGCCUUCAGCAGUGACAUGCCUUUAGUUAGGGGAUGCUGCUCAUACAGAGCCAAGGCUCUGCCUGCUCUCCAUGCUGUGCUGUUAUUUACCUCACUGAGGCUGCUCCAUCAGCCGGGGCUGGUUCUGGUGAGCAGGGAAGCACUGGGAAGGGGCCAUAGCAGAGGCUGUGGUGUCACUCACAUCUCUGCUGCCAGUUCCAUGAGCCAGGCUGGAGCUGUGCUGAUCACCCCCUGCACCCAUGCAUGUGUGAGCACACACACACACAGUCCCCAAGUCAACAGCGCAGUAGAACUAGCUCACGGUGACUUUCAAGGACUAUGGUUUGUGAUGAGUCUUCCUUAAGCUGAGAUGACAUUGAAACCUCUAAGGGAGAUGAGAGCGUGGCAGCUGUAGCUGUUGGACUUCUGUUCUGCUCUUGAGAUUCCUGUGGGAGGAAUAACUGCUGUCCCUGCUUCCCCCCAGCACAGAAGGAGCUGAGCAGGGCAGGGAGGGACUGCAGCAGAUUCCCUUUCCUUAGCCAUCCUUCUUCCUCAGUGGGAUUUUUAGCUAAAUGGCUGACUAUUCCACUAGCAUAAGAACAAGAAUUAAAGUGAGCUGCACCAGAUUCUGCCUAAACAGUCUGAUUUUCUGGAUGAUGAUGGUUGUUACUGAUUUAGGGGUCAAGCCUGAAGUCUUUACCAAGGAAAAAAAUUCCAAUUUUAGUUUUCUGCCUCCACAAAAUCUUGAAAAUUGAGCCAAAAGGUAGAAGAAACCAACAGUUACAUGUGAGAAAUACCUCCAGAAUAUGGAGGAUGCAGUUUAUGGUACUUGAGUUUGAAACACUGCCUACUUUAAAAAUCUUUGCUGCAAAACGUCUUGUUAAAUUUCUACUGAGCCUAUUAGCAGUGGGACCUCCACAACUUUAUCCUUAGCCCUGCACCUUCCUGUAUUGUGCUUGUGUUUUUGAAAGGUGCAAAACAAAGCCCCAUCCAGUACUUAACAAAAGGAGAAGUCAGAAACAGCUCCACCACUCCUGCACUGCUCACUUAUUCAGAGUUGCUGGUACAACAGAGCAGUAUCUAUCUGACAGAAAUAGACUCUUAAAAAAAUUAAAAAAUUGGAGUGAUAAAAAUAACGCUAAGUUGUAACAAGUAAAAACAAAAAGAAUAGGUAACAUCCUUACUUAGCCAAGUUUUCACCUUUCUACAUGAUGUCAGUACAGUCUUUUCCUAUCUAUGGUGUUCUCUUUCCCAUCUUCUCCCUUUUCUUAAGCUCCAGGAGAAGAAGGCAGCGGUGGCUAGGGGUGAGUCCUGCCGCUUCCCUGCAAGUAACAGACAGCAGUGUGGUGUUAGGAAUCCUGUUUGGGGGCAUUCAUUUUUUGCCAGUAGCUCAGAGGCAUCUCUGAAUGGCUUUAGAUAAGCCUGUUUUGCACAGUUAACUAGCACAGAAAGAAUCACUGCAUCACCACCACGCACGUGUUUGGAAAGCAGCGUCUGGUUUUGCUAUUAACAGAGCAGCUGUUUCUUUCUGAAGCAGGCAGAGGAAUUACUUGACAUGAAAAUAAUUCAAAGAUAAAAUUUGUACAAGGUAAGAGAGAAAUUCUGAAUAAAUGUGGCAGUGAUCGUUCUAGUACUGUGACACUGUAAGAGAAUGCUGGGGGCUCGCACAUGUUGGAUGGAAAAAUAGAGGGCUGAAGUGAUGAAAAAUCACCUUUUCAUUGUAUCAAGCAAUUUUCCCCCUAUCUCUGUCCAAAACCAAAAGCUGAACAGUGAGCCCAGAAGAACCAGUGGAACGUACAGGGCAGUUUGCUGAGCAGGUCCCUCCCUCAGCUGCUAUCAGGUAGCUCCAAGGCUGACUUUCAUUUUAAGAAUGGUCUCUAAAGAGGCAACACUUGGGAAGUACAAGGUUUUUGUGCAGGACUUCUUCAAUCAGUGAUCUACAUAACGACCUGCAGUUCUUCAGAGAAGAAACAGUUUGUCUUUUGACAGUGGAAAAUUUCACUUGGUUUCAAAGGAAGGUCUCCCAAAACUCAAGUCUCAAGUCUGCUGAGGCACAUCAGACUGAAACGUCCCAGGUUAGUGGUAGAGAAAGCGUAGGUUUUUCCUUUAAGCUGCAGAUAAUCCAUACUUCAUCCUCUUCUGCUGCGGCAAUGUUUGUACACCUUGUCCUAAGUGUGUGAUUGGUGAUGCAGGUGGCGGUGUUCCUCUCUGCCUUAUCCCUUCAUUUCUCCAAGGGCUGUCGUGGAUCAAGAGCGUGGCUCCUGUGUGAAUCUAGUUUUGUAUUAAAGAUGAUUGAAAACUGUUUGGCUCGCAGUGACUGAGAAUUGAGAAACUGCCUUACUGUUACAUUUUUUGUAAUAAAAAUUUUAAUAUAAAAAAAUGGGCUUAAAAUAAAAGCCACUGCCAUUAGCAGUGAAAAAUCCUCCACAUCAAA
This is a messenger RNA of Tympanuchus pallidicinctus (lesser prairie-chicken), 5189 nucleotides long. RefSeq names its product prolyl 4-hydroxylase subunit alpha 1 (gene P4HA1). The coding region runs from base 141 to 1751 and encodes 536 amino acids. The record is from RefSeq and is a predicted model, not a curated record. Gene Ontology annotation, biological process: peptidyl-proline hydroxylation to 4-hydroxy-L-proline. Lineage: Eukaryota; Metazoa; Chordata; Aves; Galliformes; Phasianidae. Gene Ontology annotation, molecular function: iron ion binding; L-ascorbic acid binding; protein binding. The transcript has 15 exons. Gene Ontology annotation, cellular component: endoplasmic reticulum.